AUGUUGAACCGGCAAUGCAGAGCAGCCCUGCAGUCGUCGCAGCGUCUGUACGCCACUUCGCGAUACCAUCUUGCCACUUCCGCCAACUACUCGACCGCUUCCCGUCGCAUUCCUCUGACACCGCUGUCUCUUCGCCACUCGUCUCUCGCCGCAUCGCGUUCGCUUAGUACCACUCCUACCCGCAGGAAAGACGACUCGGCCAAGAAGGUCGAUCCAGAAGAGGAGGCACAAGACCAAGAGAACAAGGAUAACAAGGACCGCAAGGACUCGUUAGACCCUAUCAAGGAAGAAGCACGUGCAAAAGAACCCACACCCAUCCCCGGANGCCUCUGCAGCAGGAGCCGAUGGUGCAGCAGCAGGCGGCGAAAGCGGAAGUGGGGCAGCGGGCGCAAGCGCAAGGGCGGCGAGAAGGGUCUCGUCAAGCCCUCGGUGCCUGACGUCUACCCUCAAGUCCUCGCCAUCCCAAUCGCACAACGGCCGUUGUUCCCUGGCUUCUACAAGGCCAUUACCAUCCGCGACCCCAAUGUCAUUGCCGCUGUGCAAGAGCUGCUCAAGCGUGGCCAGAGCUACGUUGGUGCCUUCUUGCUGAAAGACCCCGAUUCCAACACAGAUGUCAUCAAAGACCCGAGCGAAGUCUACGAUGUCGGUACUUUCUGCCAGAUCACCGGAGCCUUCCCCGCUGGACACGGCGACGAAAAGGCCCUCCAGGCUGUCCUCUACCCUCACCGCAGAAUCAAGCUUACCGAGUUGAUGCCCNCCAAGAAGGGUGAGACGACCACUACCACCGAAGAAGCUCCUGCUGUUGCCACCGCUACCAUCGAAGCUGCCGAGAAGCCCGAGACCGACGUCGAGUCCAAGGGUGACGUGACUGCCAGCUUCGAGGAAUCUCACGUCGAGGCUCCUGGCGAGAAGAAGCAGGUCGCCCAGUACGAGCCUACUGACUUCCUCAAGACAUGGCAGGUCAGUCUGGUCAAGGUCGACAACCUCGCCGAUGAGCCCUUUGACAAGCGCGCUCCCACCAUCCGCGCCUUGAUCUCCGAGAUUGUCAAUACCUGCAAGGAGAUUGGCAGCGUCAACCAGCUCUUCCGCGAUCAUGUUUCCGCUUUCGCCAUGUCGCAGUCUGCCGCCAACAUCGCCGACGAACCCGCUAAACUCGCCGACUUCGCUGCUGCCGUUUCCGGUGGUGAGAUGGAGGAGGCCCAAGAAGUCCUCACCAGCCUGAACAUCGAGCAGAGACUCAGCAAGGCCCUUGAGAUCAUUAAGAAGGAAUACAUGAACGCACAGCUCAGUAGCAAGAUUAGCAAGGAUGUUGAGAGCAAGAUCCAGAAGCGUCAGCGCGAGUACUGGCUCAUGGAGCAGAUGAAGGGUAUCAAGCGCGAGCUUGGCCUUGAAAGCGACGGCAAGGACAAGUUGCUUGAGGGCUUCAAGGAGAAGGCUACCAAGCUGGCCAUGCCCGAGCCUGUCAAGAAGGUCUUCGAUGAGGAGAUCAACAAGCUCGCACACCUCGAGCCUGCUGCUUCUGAGUUCAACGUUACAAGAAACUACCUCGACUGGCUGACCCAGAUCCCCUGGGGCAAGCGCAGUGCCGAGACCUUCGGUAUCAAGAAUGCCAUGAAGGUGCUCGACGAGGAUCACCACGGUUUGAAGGACGUCAAGGACCGCAUUCUUGAGUUCAUCGCUGUUGGAAAGCUACGUGGCACUGUCGAGGGCAAGAUUCUGUGUAUGGUCGGCCCUCCUGGUGUCGGAAAGACCAGUAUCGGAAAGUCGAUCGCUCGCGCCUUGAACAGACAGUACUACCGCUUUAGUGUUGGUGGUCUGACUGAUGUUGCCGAAAUCAAGGGUCACCGUAGAACUUACGUUGGUGCCUUGCCCGGUCGUAUCAUUCAAGCCCUCAAGAAGUGUCAGACUGAGAACCCUCUCAUUCUGAUCGAUGAAGUCGACAAGAUUGGCCGUGGCCACCAAGGCGACCCUUCUUCCGCUCUUCUCGAACUCCUCGACCCCGAACAGAACAACUCUUUCCUCGACCACUACAUGGACGUUCCUGUCGAUCUCAGCAAGGUCCUCUUCGUCUGCACAGCAAACAUGACCGAUACCAUUCCUCGCCCGCUUUUGGACCGCAUGGAAAUGAUCGAGCUCUCUGGCUACGUUGCUGACGAGAAGAUGGCAAUCGCCGAGCGCUACCUCUCACCUGCUGCAAAGGACCUUUCCGGUCUCAAGGAUGUCGACGUCGAGAUUGAAAAGGAAGCCAUCGCCGAACUCAUCAACAAGUACUGCCGUGAGUCUGGUGUACGUAACCUGAAGAAGCAGAUAGAGAAGGUGUACCGCAAGUCUGCCCUCAAGAUCAUUCAAGAUCUUGGUGAGGAAGCCUUUGCCGAAGAGAAGGCGCUCACACCUGAAGGCAAGGAAGCACAAGAAGCAGCAGCAAAGGACACUUCGGACGUCAAAGAGACGCCUCAAGAUAUUGAGAAGGAAACAACGGAAACACCACGUGUGGCCCUCAACGUACCUUCAUCCGUCAACGUCCGCGUCACAAAGGACAACCUCAAAGACUACGUUGGCCCUCCAGUCUUCACCGCCGACCGUCUCUACGAGACCACUCCUCCUGGUGUCGCCAUGGGUCUCGCCUGGACAUCCAUGGGUGGUGCCGCCCUCUACGUCGAAACCAUCCUCGAAUCCGCACUAUCAGCACAAUCUCGUCCUUCCCUCGAACGCACCGGAAAUCUCAAGGCUGUCAUGAAGGAGUCAACCUCGAUCGCAUAUUCAUUCGCAAAGGGCUUCUUGGCUCAACGCUACCCCGACAACAAGUUCUUCGAGCAUGCUAGAGUGCAUAUGCAUUGUCCUGAGGGUGCUGUGCAAAAGGAUGGACCGAGUGCUGGUAUUACCAUGGCUUGCUCGCUCAUCUCGCUUGCCCUAAGCAGAAGUCUUGAACAGACUGUUGCCAUGACUGGUGAACUUACCGUUACUGGUAAGGUCCUUAGAAUUGGUGGACUCAGAGAGAAGACAGUGGCGGCGAGACGAGCGGGCGCUAAGAUGGUCAUCUUCCCCAAGGAUAACCUGAAAGGCAUCGAAGGCAAGCCAGUAGCCUGGUACAACGAGGUCUUUGACCUCGUUUUCCCCGGCGUCGACGCUAAAGCAGCAAACACCAUGUGGAAACAACAAUUAAAGAAGGAUAAGAAAGAAAAGAGAGAAAAGGAAGACAAGGAUAAAGAGUAUGACUCUGACUAG
This is a messenger RNA of Aureobasidium vineae, 3225 nucleotides long. NCBI's taxonomy places the organism in Eukaryota, Fungi, Ascomycota, Dothideomycetes, Dothideales, Saccotheciaceae. The record is from the annotation of a GenBank genome assembly.